AUGCUGAGUGUGUUUCACAGGGAUCCAGGUCCAAAGGAGCCGCUGGACGCCAUCUUGAGGCGUCUGCAGGAGGACGUGGUGACUUUUGUCAAAGAGCAGCUGCAGAGGAUCCAAAGGCUCCUGGCCUCAGAUUACCCAGAAUGCUCUGAGAGUGAGGAGGAGAGCAGAGAGGUUCUGAAGAUCGCCCUGGACUUCCUGAGGAGGAUGAAGCAGGAUGAGCUGGUCCAGCGCCUGCAGAGCAGAAGCACUGUUGGAGUUUGUAGAGAUGAACUGAAGAAGCAGCUGCAGCAUAAGUCCAGCCGUGUGUUUGAGGGCGUGGCUAAAGCAGGAGACUCCGCCCCCCUGACCCAGAUCUACACAGAGCUCUACAUCACAGAGGGCGAGGCCUCAGAGGUCAACCAGGAACAUGAGACCUUCUACAGCUCUGGACAGAACCUGCUGACGACACCACAGUCCUCUGAGAACCUGCUGAAGACACCACAGUCCUCUGAGAACCUGCUGAAGACACCACAGUCCUCUGAGAACCUGCUGAAGACACCACAGUCCUCUGAGAACCUGCUGAAGACACCACAGUCCUCUGAGAACCUGCUGAAGACACCACAGUCCUCUGAGUCUGAGGGAACCUUCUACCGCUGUGCUGUGGACCAGGCCUUACAGAGUCCAAACGGACACCUGGACCUGUUCCUGCGCUUCCUCCUGGGGCUGUCUCUGCCGACCAAUCAGAAGCUGCUGUCAGACUCAGACCUGCAGGACUUUGACCUGAGGAAAUACCGGGCCUCAGAGACAGCUCUCCUGGGUCUGCUGCCGGUGGUCAGAGCCUCCACCAAAGCCCUGUUGAGGGAGUGUGGACUGUCCCCUCACAGCUGUGGUCCUCUGGCCUCAGUCCUCAGCUCCUCCAGUCUCACACACCUGGAUCUGAGUAACAACGACCUCCAGGACUCAGGAGUGGAGCUGCUGUGUUCUGGACUGAAGAGCGCCCCCUGUGGACUGCACACUCUCAGGCUGUCUGGAUGUCUGAUCUCAGAGAGGGGCGGGGCUGCUCUGGCCUCAGCUCUAAGCCCCGCCCCCUCCCAUCUGAGAGAGUUGGACCUGAGCUACAACCAUCCAGGAGGUCGAGUGUCUGUGUUCCUGGACUCUGAGGCUGGAUCUCUGUCCUUCUAUGAGGUCGUCUCUGAUGGAGAACUGUUCCACCUCGGCACCUUCACCUCCUCCUUCUCUGAGCCUGUGUUUCCUGGGUUUAGACUGGAGCAUGAAGGUUCCUCUGUGUCUGUGGUGGAUCUGAGGAGAGCGCCCCCUGCUGGACUGAGGUCUGAAGGUUCCUCUGUGUCUGUGGUGGAUCUGAGGAGAGCGCCCCCUGCUGGACUGAGGCAUGAAGGUUCCUCUGUGUCUGUGGUGGAUCUGAGGAGAGCGCCCCCUGCUGGACUGAGGUCUGAAGGUUCCUCUGUGUCUGUGGUGGAUCUGAGGAGAGCGCCCCCUGCUGGACAAUACAAUACUUCUUCUUAA
Molecule: messenger RNA, 1503 nt
Organism: Knipowitschia caucasica
Lineage: Eukaryota; Metazoa; Chordata; Actinopteri; Gobiiformes; Gobiidae
Source: the annotation of a GenBank genome assembly